This is a messenger RNA of Stylophora pistillata, 2055 nucleotides long. RefSeq lists its product as uncharacterized. Gene Ontology annotation, molecular function: microtubule binding. NCBI's taxonomy places the organism in Eukaryota, Metazoa, Cnidaria, Anthozoa, Scleractinia, Pocilloporidae. The record is from RefSeq and is a predicted model, not a curated record. Gene Ontology annotation, cellular component: Ndc80 complex. Gene Ontology annotation, biological process: chromosome segregation.
AAGCCGCCAUUUUCAAAAUUACAGUCUUGCUUACAGUUUGAGAAACGAAUUUGUGAUCUAGUCCUUCGAAGUUUCAGUCACCAUGUCAUUCAAAGAGGCUGUGGAAACUCCUAAUGAAGUAAUUACAGUUCUUUCCAGCGCAGAAGACGAAGAAACUCUGGAAAAAGUAGCGAAAACCUAUAACGACAUCGAUGAAGAACGAUCGGUUCAGCAAGAAAGUGUGAAGUCGACUUUGCGGGCCUUGAGUAAAUUGUUAGCAGAGAAAGAAGUAGAGGAAAAAGCUUUGAGAGUUGACGAAAAACUCCCUAAGAUAGAGAAGCUGCAAGUUGAAAAAGAUACCACCGUAAAGCACAUCGAAAAACUGGAGGCCGACGUCAAAGUCUUCGAGAAGAACAUUACUGAAAAAGAGGCAGAAAUGAAGGAAUGGAAUGAGAAGGCCGUAGAGGUGAAAACCGAUCGAGUGGAAGUUCUCCCGCAAACGAAGUACAAUUUCAGCCUGUAUACAAACGUGAGUCAUAUCAGAUGGGAUUAUGAAUGCGAAGAUGACCAAGUGAAAGGAUUUAUCGCGAACCUAAAUGAUGUUAAACCAUUUUGUUUUAGUAAAAGUGGGAAAACCAAAUACGAUAUUGUCAACGCCUUGUGGGACCUUCUAGAUGGCUGACUCACGGUUUACGGGGAAUUCGAAGAAAACUCAUCCUUGUAAGAUAUGUCAUGAGCAAAUGACGUUUUUAGAACAUUUUAGACAGUAUUUUUUUAAAUGGUACGUAAACUUAAAUGGCGUGUUUGUUGUAAAAUAUUGACAAUAUUGUAUUUUUAUCAGCUUUUACCUAUCAAGAGAUUCUUUGUAUGCAUAAACUAUGCAGGCCUUCACUGUCUGCAAAUCAGAACUGGAGAAUUUCUUUAAUCGCCUGAACAAGUAUACUUAGUGCUUAUGACUCGUAACUACAAAACUAGACUUAAAUCCCUUACAUGAUAUUUUUCACAUAUUUUGUCUGUAUAUUAAAGUAAGUCAGACACUUUUCCACUGUAGGGCCUUGGGUAUGCCCCUCAGUUGUGAGAUUCUGCACAUUCAUGUUUUUUCACACUGCUCAAACUACAUCAGAGGGAUGAAGUGUACCAAGGGGGGUGGUCAUAGGGUUCAUGUAACCUCUCCCCCAUUACCAAGAAUCAUGGCAGUUUUUAUAUAAUUUUACAAUCUGAAAUGCCUUUGGAUUCAGCUGAGUUUUGUUUGCAGGCUUCCCUAGUCUGUUUAGCCUGUGCCAGGAUUUUGGUUUGCAAAGACAAGUAAGAAAGCAUGCGAAUGAAAUUCUCUCUCCUCGUUAUGACCUUGUUCCCAAGGGCAUUUUGCUUUUUCAAAGGGAAAAACCCUGGAAUGAGGUUGCUCUCCUUUCCACUCUCAUUUUUGUUUAAAGUUUUGUAAGUCCUGUUCCAUGCUCUCAGUCAAUAGAAACAAGCAGUGAAGAACAUGUAUGAAAAGUGGCAGGAGUCGGGCAGUUGUUUAACCACAGUUUGAUGUUUACUAGCUCUUUCACCCCCGCGCUAGCUCGCCUCACAAACUGAGCACUUGAAACAAGCUUAUAUUUUGUUAAACCACUUCACCUCAUGUAAACUCACCAUAAAUCAUUGCUAUGUCAUACCUUUUACUAAGCAUCAAAACAAAGACAUAAAUCCUUACUGAAACAACUCUCUCAAGAAUUGCAUCAGAGGCUGCAACAAUUAAUCUGGGAUUAACCCAAUUUUCUGUGAUGUUUGUUACUUAAGAAUUUGAAUAGACUUAGGGGACAUCUGGAAAUCUCAUUGGCUCAGCUUCAAAGACAAUGAUCUGUGAACCUUGAAAUAUUUUUUUUUCUUUAGCUGUAUAUUUUUUUCACCCAUUUGAACUCUACUCUUGGAGCUAGUUUACAAUGUCAUCCUAAUUGAAUUAGAUUUUGCUCAUUAAUUAAAACCUUCAAAAGUAUUCUUUGAAAAAAAAAAAAAAAAAAAUGAAGGGAGAGGAAAAACAAGGAGGCAGUGUGACUGAGUGGUUAGAGUGUCAGACUCGUAAUCCGCCGGUCC